Anastrepha ludens (Mexican fruit fly) is the source of this 7236-nucleotide messenger RNA. RefSeq lists its product as uncharacterized. The record is from RefSeq and is a predicted model, not a curated record. The transcript has 3 exons. Bases 1 to 7236 code for a protein of 2411 amino acids. NCBI's taxonomy places the organism in Eukaryota, Metazoa, Arthropoda, Insecta, Diptera, Tephritidae.
AUGAAAGCCUCGAAGUACAGCACCGCUUUUGCCAACAUGUGUUAUGUUUCAAAUUUUGAGGCGCUUGAUAUUUCUACUUCGUCUGAAGCAUGCAAUGCAAAUAGAAGUGAGGAAAGUUCUUACAUAGAAAAUGAUCAGCCAAUUAUGAAAAAAGAGCAAGAGACAUAUCAAUUUAAUCCAGAACAUGAAAUAACUUUGGGCAAAACUGGCAUGAUAAAUAAUAAAUCACAAAGAUUACAUGCAAAACAAACAAUUUCAGAUAAUAAGAUAUCACCUGGGGUUAAUAAUAACAUACCUAUAGAAAAAAAAUUCACUCCGAAUGACUUACUAGAGUUGGAAGAAGAAACCGUAUAUGGUUCUCCACCAGCACGCAGUAAAAUAACUGCGGACCACAGAAAUAAGAAAAAAGAUAUAGAAACAGCAUGCAACGUAACAGAUGAAUCAUCUUCCAUAGUCUCGGAAGAAUGUUAUACCAAAAACAUCGAGGAGAGAAAAACUGCAAGCAACGAUCAGGAAAAAAUUUCAAAUUUGAUUGCAAGCGGUUCACAAAUUGAUGAAAAUUUACUGAGUUUUGAAAACCAGGUUAAUUUCGGAGCAGGAGCAAAUGCUAACUGUACCAUUAGAAAAGAUUAUUCAAAUCUUGUGGAAAGCGAUCAACAAAUUCCAUCUCAUUUUAUUGAAAUUGCAAAUAUGGCUGAAGGACCAGAAAUAGAUGGUGCAUCAGUCUCACUCAAUCCUACAGAAGCCACUAAUUUAGAAGUGGAUCCGGAACUCGGUAUUCAAGGUAAUGUUAAUAAAGUGAAAUCAAAAUCAUAUUUAAAAGAACUACGAAUUUCCGAUUCCGACAUAAAAAUCGAUAAAGACACCAUCACUGAAGACCAAAUUGAGUCAAAUAAAUCAAAAAAUAUUAUUUUUGAAAAAGUAAUAUCUCAUUCCGUCACACAUGGAGACAAGUAUAACAACAACGUCUCGUCACUUGAAGAAACGGACUCAAAUCUCAUUUUAAAAAACACAAACGAGAGUUCUGCUAUUAUUAACGGAAAGCUUAUUCUUAAAAACAAUGACGAUACAGCCAAUGUACCAAGAUUCGAAGUCAAAGAUCUACUUUCUGAGAGAAUCCAAGAACACAUAAAUGAAAAUUAUGAAUUGCCACCGCAUUCAAAUAACCAACUUACCCCUAAACGCUCGUCUGAUACCGCGAUUAAUGAAGAGCUUAUUCCUAAAGGUAAUGAAGAAAAAGAUCCGUCCAGUUUUGAAAUCAAAGAAGUAAUUUCUGACAAAACCGAUGCAAAAGUUGUUGACAAUUGUGAAUCAGCAUCUCAUUUAGAUGAGACUAUUUCUCUCGCUUCUGAUAAAGUGUCUGAGGUUAUUACAAACGCAAAGUUUAUUCUUAAAAACAAUGACGAUACAACCAAUGUACCAAGUUUUGAAGGCAAAGAACUAAUUCCUGCAGGAAGCCAUGACAAAAUGGAUGAAAAUUUUGAAUCGCCACUACAUUCAUAUGAGCAAAUUUCUAUCGCUCCUAACAAAGGGUCUGAGACUUCCAUUAAAGAAACGAUUUUAUCUAAAAGUAAUGAAGAAAUAAAAAACCCAUCCAGUUGUGAAAUCAAAGAAGUAAUUUCUGACAAGAGCGUUGAAAGAGUAGCUGACAAUAAUGAAUCCGCGCCUCAUUUGAUUGAGAGUAUUUCUCUCGUUCCUGUUAAAGUGCCUGAGGCUGUUACUAACGCAAAGUUCACUCUUAAAGAAAAUGAAAAUGUCACUAAUGAAUCAAGUUUUGAAGCCAAAGAACUAACUCCUGGAAGAAACCAUGGAAAAAUGGAUGAAAAUUAUGAAUCGCCACCACAUUCAACUAAGCCAGUUGCUAUCGCACCUAAUAAUGUGUCUGAGACUUCCGUUAAAGAAACGAUUAUACCUAAAAGUAAUGAAGAAAUAAAAAACCCAUCCAGUUGUGAAAUCAAAGAAGUAAUUUCUGACAAGAGCGUUGAAAGAGUAGCUGACAAUAAUGAAUCCGCGCCUCAUUUGAUUGAGAGUAUUUCUCUCGUUCCUGUUAAAGUGCCUGAGGCUGUUACUAACGCAAAGUUCACUCUUAAAGAAAAUGAAAAUGUCACUAAUGAAUCAAGUUUUGAAGCCAAAGAACUAACUCCUGGAAGAAACCAUGGAAAAAUGGAUGAAAAUUAUGAAUCGCCACCACAUUCAACUAAGCCAGUUGCUAUCGCACCUAAUAAUGUGUCUGAGACUUCCGUUAAAGAAACGAUUAUACCUAAAAGUAAUGAAGAAAUAAAAAACCCAUCCAGUUGUGAAAUCAAAGAAGUAAUUUCUGACAAGAGCGUUGAAAGAGUAGCUGACAAUAAUGAAUCCGCGCCUCAUUUGAUUGAGAGUAUUUCUCUCGUUCCUGUUAAAGUGCCUGAGGCUGUUACUAACGCAAAGUUCACUCUUAAAGAAAAUGAAAAUGUCACUAAUGAAUCAAGUUUUGAAGCCAAAGAACUAACUCCUGGAAGAAACCAUGGAAAAAUGGAUGAAAAUUAUGAAUCGCCACCACAUUCAACUAAGCCAGUUGCUAUCGCACCUAAUAAUGUGUCUGAGACUUCCGUUAAAGAAACGAUUAUACCUAAAAGUAAUGAAGAAAUAAAAAACCCAUCCAGUUGUGAAAUCAAAGAAGUAAUUUCUGACAAGAGCGUUGAAAGAGUAGCUGACAAUAAUGAAUCCGCGCCUCAUUUGAUUGAGAGUAUUUCUCUCGUUCCUGUUAAAGUGCCUGAGGCUGUUACUAACGCAAAGUUCACUCUUAAAGAAAAUGAAAAUGUCACUAAUGAAUCAAGUUUUGAAGCCAAAGAACUAACUCCUGGAAGAAACCAUGGAAAAAUGGAUGAAAAUUAUGAAUCGCCACCACAUUCAACUAAGCCAGUUGCUAUCGCACCUAAUAAUGUGUCUGAGACUUCCGUUAAAGAAACGAUUAUACCUAAAAGUAAUGAAGAAAUAAAAAGUCCAUCCAGUUGUGGAAUCGAAGUAGAGAUCUCUGACAAAACCGAUUCAAAAGUAGCUGAUAAUUGUGAAUCAGCGUCUCAUUUAGAUAAGGCUAUUUCUCUCGCUUCUGAUAAAGAGUCUGAGGUUAUUACAAACGCAAAGUUUAUUCUUAAAAACAAUGACGAUACAACGUUGUACCAAGAACGAAUUCCUGCAGGAAACCAUGAAAAAAUGGAUGAAAAUUUUUUAUCGCCACCACAUGAGCAAAUUUCUAUCGCUCCUAACAAAUGGUCUGAGAUUUCCAUUAAAGAAACGAUUUUAUCUAAAAGUAAUGAAGAAAUAAAAAACCCUUCCAGUUGUGAAAUCAAAGAAGUAAUUUCUGACAAGAGCGUUGAAAGAGUAGCUGACAAUAAUGAAUCCGCGCCUCAUUUGAUUGAGAGUAUUUCUCUCGUUCCUGUUAAAGUGCCUGAGGCUGUUACUAACGCAAAGUUCACUCUUAAAGAAAAUGAAAACGUCACUAAUGAAUCAAGUUUUGAAGCCAAAGAACUAACUCCUGGAAGAAAUCAUGGAAAAAUGGAUGAAAAUUAUGAAUCGCCACCACAUUCAACUAAGCCAGUUGCUAUCGCACCUAAUAAAGUGUCUGAGACUUCCGUUAAUGAAACGAUUAUAUCAAAAAGUAAUGAAGAAAUAAAAAGUCCAUCCAGUUGUGAAAUCGAAGAAGAGAUCUCUGACAAAACCGAUUCAAAAGUAGCUGAUAAUUGUGAAUCAGCGUCUAAUUUAGAUAAGGCUAUUUCUCUCGCUUCUGAAAAGGUGUCUGAGGUUAUUACAAACGCAAAGUUUAUUCUUAAAAACAAUGACGAUACAACCAAUGUACCAAGUUUUGAAGGCAAAGAACUAAUUCCUGCAGGAAGCCAAGAUAAAUUGGAUGAAAAUUUUGAAUCGCCACCACAUUCAUAUAAGCAACUUUCUAUAGCUCCUAACAAAGGGUCUGAGACUUCCGUUAAUGAAACGAUUAUAUCAAAAAGUAAUGAAGAAAUAAAAAGCCCAUCCAGUUGUGAAAUCAAAGACCAGAGCUCUGACAAAACCGAUUCAAAAGUAGCUGAUAAUUGUGAAUCAGCGUCUCAUUUAGACAAGGCUAUUUCUCUCGCUUCUGAUAAAGUAUCUGAGGUUAUUACAAACGCAAAGUUUAUUCUUAAAGAAAAUGAAAAUGCAACUAAUGAAUCAAGUUUUGAAUCCAAAGAACUAAUUUCUGCAGGAAACCAUGAAAAAGGGGAUGAAAAUCCUGAAUCGCCACCACAUUCAAAUGAGCAAAUUUCUAUCGCUCCUAACAAAGGGUCUGAGACUUCCAUUAAAGAAACGAUUAUAUCGAAAAGUAAUGAAGAAAUAAAAAUCUCAUCCAGUUGUGAAAUCAAAGACCAGAUCUCUGACAAAACCGAUUCAAAAGUAGCUGAUAAUUGUGACUCAGCGUCUAAUUUAGAUAAGGCUAUUUCUCUCGCUUCUGAUAAAGUGUCUGAGGUUAUUACAAACGCAAAGUUCACUCUUAAAGAAAAUGAAAAUGCAACUAAUGUAUCAAGUUUUGAAUCCAAAGAACUAAUUUCUGCAGGAAACCAUGAAAAAGGGGAUGAAAGUCCUGAAUCGCCACCACAUUCAAAUGAGCAAAUUUCUAUCUCUCCUAACAAAGGGUCUGAGAUUUCCAUUAAAGAGACGAUUUUAUCUAAAAGUAAUGAAGAAAUAAAAAACCCAUCCAGUUGUGAAAUCAAAGAAAAGAUCUCUGACAAAACCGAUUCAAAAGUAGCUGAUAAUUGUGAAUCAGCUUCUCAUUUAGAUAAGGCUAUUUCUCUCGCUUCUGAUAAAGUGUCUGAGAUUAUUACAAACGCAAAGUUCACUCUUAAAGAAAAUGAAAAUGCAACUAAUGAAUCAAGUUUUGAAGGCAAAGAACUAAUUUCUGCAGCAAACCAUGAAAAAGGGGAUGAAAAUUUUAUAUCGCCACCACAUUCAAAUGAGCAAAUUUCUAUCGCUCCUAACAAAGGGUCUGAGACUUCCAUUAAAGAAACGAUUAUACCUAAAAGUAAUGAAGAAAUAAAAAGCCCAUCCAGUUGUGAUAUCAAAGAAGUAAUUUCUGACAAGAGCGUUGAAAAAGUAGCUGACAAUAAUGAUUCCGUGCCUCGUUUGAUUGAGAGUAUUUCUCUCGUUCCUGUUAAAAUGUCUGAGGCUAAUACUAACGCAAAGUUCAGUCUUAAAGAAAAUCAAAAUGCAACUAAUGAAUCAAGUUUUGAAGCCAAAGAGCUAAUUCCUGCAAGAAACUAUGGAAAAAUUGAUGAAAAUUAUGAAUCGCCACCACAUUCGACUAAGCCAGUUGCUAUCGCACCUAAUAAAGUGUCUGAGACUUCCGUUAAAGAAACGAUUAUACCUAAAAGUAAUGAAGAAAUAAAAAGCCCAUCCAGUUGUGAAAUCAAAGAAGAAAUUUCUGACAAAACCGAUGAAAAAGUAGCUGAUAAUUGUGAAUCAGCGUCUCAUUCAGAUCAGACUAUUUCUUUCGCUUCUGAUAAAGAGUCUGAGGUUAUUACUGAGGCAAACUUUAUUCUUAAAAACAAUGACGAUACAACCAAUGUACCAAGUUUUGAAGGCAAAGAACUAGUUCGUGCAGGAAACCAUGAAAAAGUUGAUGAAAAUUUUAUAUCGCCACCACAUGAGCAAAUUUCUAUCGCUCCUAACAAAGGGUCUGAGAAUUCCAUUAAAGAGACGAUUUUAUGUAAAAGUAAUGAAGAAAUAAAAAACCCAUCCAGUUGUGAAAUCAAAGACCAGAUCUCUGACAAAACCGAUUCAAAAGUUGUUGACAAUUGUGAAUCAGCAUCUCAUUUAGAUGAGGCUAUUUCUCUCGCUUCUGAUAAAGUGUCUGAGGUUAUUACAAACGCAAAGUUUAUUCUUAAAGAAAAUGAAAAUGCAACUAAUGAAUCAAGUUUUGAAUCCAAAGAACUAAUUUCUGCAGGAAACCAUGAAAAAGGGGAUGAAAAUCCUGAAUCGCCACCACAUUCAAAUGAGCAAAUUUCUAUCGCUGCUAACAAAGGGUCUGAGACUUCCAUUAAAGAAACGAUUAUAUCGAAAAGUAAUGAAGAAAUAAAAAUCCCAUCCAGUUGUGAAAUCAAAGACCAGAUCUCUGACAAAACCGAUUCAAAAGUAGCUGAUAAUUGUGAAUCAGCGUCUAAUUUAGAUAAGGCUAUUUCUCUCGCUUCUGAUGAAGAGUCUGAGGUUAUUACAAACGCAAAGUUUAUUCUUAAAAACAAUGACGAUACAACCAUUGUACCAAGUUUUGAAGACAAAGAACUAAUUCCUGCAGGAAACCAUGAAAAAAUUUAUGAAAAUUUUAUAUCGCCACCACAUGAGCAAAUUUCUAUCGCUCCUAACAAAGGGUCUGAGAUUUCCAUUAAAGAAACGAUUUUAUCUAAAAGUAAUGAAGAAAUAAAAAACCCUUCCAGUUGUGAAAUCAAAGAAGUAAUUUCUGACAAGAGCGUUGAAAAAGUAGCUGACAAUAAUGAUUCCGUGCCUCAUUUGAUUGAGAGUAUUUCUCUCGUUCCUGUUAAAGUGUCUGAGGCUAAUACUAACGCAAAGUUCACUCUUAAAGAAAAUCAAAAUGCAACUAAUGAAUCAAGUUUUGAAGCCAAAGAACUAAUUCCUGCAGGAAACCAUGAACAAAUGGAUGGAAAUUAUGAAUCUCCACCACAUUCAAAUAAAGCACUUUCUAUCGCUCCUAAUAAAGUAUCUGAGACUUCCGUUAAAGAAACGAUUAUACCUAAAAGUAAUGAUGAAAUAAAAAACCCACCCAGUUUUGAACUCAAAGAAGUGAUCUCUAACAAGAGCGAUGCAAAAGUUUUUGAUAAUUGUGAAUCCACGCCUCAUUUAGAUGAGAUUAUUUCUCCCGUUGCUAAUAAAUUAACUGAGGUUAUUACAAGCGCAAAGUUCAUUCUUAAAGACAAUGAAGAUGCAACUAAUGAAUCAAGUUUUGAAGCCAAAGAGGAAAUUUCUAAAGGAGCCCAUGAAAAAAUGGAUGCAAAUUUUGAUUCGCCACCACAUUCAAAUGAGCAAAUUUCUAUCGCUCCUAACAAAUCCUAUGAUACCGCCAUUAAUGAAGAGAUUAUUUCUAGAGCUAAUGAAGAGAAAAGCCACCCAUCAAGCUUUGAAAUGCAAGAAACAGGUUUAGAGAAACCGAAUAAAAAAUGUGUUGACCAUUGUGAAUCCAGACAGCAUUUGAUUAAUAAUGAAACAAAAAGCGAUUAA